AUGGCUACCCCGACACUCGACGACAAGCUCGACAAGAUCCGCUCGCCGGGUCUGCAGAGCCAGCAGAGGAGAGUCGUCGUUCUCCAAGCCGUCGAUGCGACCCUCAAAGAACAGAACACGCCCCCAUCCCCCACGGGCUACUUCGCCGCCCUGCUCGGGCUCCUCAGCCAGUCCAUCGAGAGCGGCAGCAUCAACUCGGAGACAACCUCGUCCGUCGUCUACCUCCUCGACGUCGUCACACCGUACGCACCGCAGCCUCUGCUGCGCUCCAAGUUCACCCAGAUCCUCACCCUCCUCGCCCCCAUCCUGCUGCUCCAGGAUGCCGAGGCCAUGCUGCUGCGCGCCUCCAUCGGCUGCCUCGAGUCGCUGCUGCUCGCCCAGGACCUCCCUGCCUGGGAUCUCGGCGUCACCCAGAUCGGCCCCCGCCGUGCCGUCGCCGGCCUGCUGAACCUCGCCCAAGACCCCAAGCCCAAGAUCCGCAAGCGCGCCCAGGACGCCCUGAAGAAGGUCCUCACCAACCCGCCGCCGAGCCCGUCCCUCGACCACCCGGCCGCCGACAUGUGCGCCCACACGGCCCUCGCCACCCUCGAGGACCUCGCCGCCAAGGCCACCCAGGCCCGCAAGACCCAGAAGAAGGCCUCGGCCGAGUCCCAGCACGACCCGGCCCUGCUCCACGCCCUGCAGCUCGUCAAGACGAUCGCCUCGGCGAGCGGUGGCUGGCCCAGCAACAAGAUCGAGAGCCUCUGCGAGCUGCUCCUCGGCAUCGCCCGCUCCGGCGGCGAAUACAUGACCGUUGCCACCUUUGACAUCUUCGAGAUGAUCUUUGCGGGCAUGGCGGCCGACGACGCCGCCGCGUCCUCCAAGCUGCCGCGCCUCAUCGAGAUCAUCUCCGAGCUGCGGCCCGCCGCCAACGACACCCAGCUCAUCCCCCCCUGGCUCGCCAUCCUGUCGCGCGGCUACGACGUCUCGGCCCAGCUCGAGCCCGAGGACACCUUCCAGAACCUGCCCGACCUGUUCACCAUGGUCCUCGCCUUCCUCGAGUCCCCCUCCCACAACAUUCGCAUCUCCGCCUCCGAGUGCCUCGUCUCCUUCCUCGCCAACUGCGUCCCCGCCUCUGUCAUCAUCGAGCCCUCCGUCUACGACGAGAAGACGCUCGACAAGGUGGCCAAGGCGGCCGAGACGCUGCUCAGCGUCAAGUACCAGGCCGCCUGGCCCGAGAGCUUCAACGUCUUCGGCGCCAUCAACGACUCCUUCGGCGGCAAGAAGGAGGCCGACGAGGUCAUCGGCCGCGCCAUCCGCGCCGUCGGCCCCGACGCUGUCCUCUCCGUCCUGCCCCUGAACCUCGCCACCCCCGCCAAGGGCCAGCCCGGCCGCGCCUGGAUGUUCCCGCUGCUGCGCGACUACGUCAGCAACACCCACCUCGCCCACUUCCGCGCCGAGAUGGUGCCCCUCAGCGAGCUCAUGUUCCAGCGCGUCCUCGACCACGGCGAGGCCGCCAAGACGAUGGAGGUCAAGAUCUACGAGACGCUCGUCCAGCAGAUCUGGGCCACGCUGCCCGGCUACUGCGACCUGCCCCUCGACCUGGCCGCCGCCUUUGACCAGAGCUUCGCCGAGCUGCUCGCCAACCUGCUGUACAAGCAGGUCGAGCUGCGCCUCGAGGUCUGCCGCGCCCUCAAGACCCUCAUCGAGUCCAACCAGGCCAUCGCCGAGCUCGAGGACGCCGCCGACGACAUGGUCCGCCAGAGCCGCGUGCCCCGCGAGACGGCCCGCGCCAACCUCGCGUACCUCGGCACCUACGCCGGCAACAUGCUCGCCGUGCUCUUCAACGUCUACACCCAGACGCUGCCGCAGAGCCGCGGCCCCAUCCUGCUGUCGAUCAACGCCUUCCUCAGCAUCACCCCCGCCGCCGAGCUCCGCGAGACCUUCGACCGCGUCAGCGCCAUGCUCGCCGCCGAGCUGCAGAAGGCGCCCGACGCCGCCGAGAAGGGCGCCGCCGCGCCGCAGAAGAAGCAAGGCCAGGACCAGGCGCCCUCGACGACCAACACGCUCAUGGACCUCAUCAUCACCAUGUCCGUCUAUCUGCCGCGCGACAGCUUCGCCGCCCUCUUCGAGAUGGCCUCGGUCACCAUCGUCCGCCAGGACCAGCCGCAGCUGCAGAAGAAGGCCUACAAGCUGAUCCCGCGCCUCGCCGAGUCCGAGACGGGCCGCGCCGCCCUCGAGGCGCGCACGUCGGAGCUGCAGGCCAUGUUCAUCGCCAGCGCCGACAAGGUGUCGGCGCCGGCGCGUCGCGAGCGUCUCGCCGCGCUCUCGGCGCUGCUGCCGUUCGUCCCCGACACGUCGCUGCACUUCAUCCCGUCGAUCCUCAGCGAGGUCGUCAUCUGCUGCAAGGAGAACAACGAGCGCGCGCGCGAGGCGGCCUACGGCCUCCUCGUCGAGAUGGGCGAGCGCAUGGCCGCCGCCGACGGCGCCACCAUUGACAACGCCAAGGUGCCGCACAUGCACACAGCGACGCCCCCGCCGGCACGGCCAACAUUGAGGAUGCCUCACCAUUUUGGUCGGCCGGUUUCGGCGGUGCACAUGCGCUACAUUGUCGAGGACGAGGACGAGCCGCUCGACCUGCUCGACCGCAACGCGCUCGCCAGCAUCUCGUCGACCAAGCCGGUCAAGGCGCGCAAGCCGAGCCGCUCCAAGACCAAGGUCGACCUCGAUGGCAAGCUCAUCCUCGGCCGCGACGACGACGACGACGACGAGGCCGGCGGCGCCAUGGACGUCGACAACCCUGACGCCUCGGGCGUGGGUGCCUACGUUGCGGCGCUCAAGGGCAAGGACGUCGCGCAGCGGGGACGCGGUGGAAAGCUCAAGUUCAGCAACAAGAACCGCAAGGACCAGCACGACGACGACAUGGAUGAGGACAUGGAUGAGGGCACGGCGCACGCUGUCAAGGCGCACGUCGCGCGGGGCCGUGGCGGAUUCGGUCGCGGCGGCGGAGGCCGCGGCGGUGGUGGUGGCAGUGGAGGCCGUGGCUUUGGCGGUGGACGCGGACGUGGAGGUCCUGGCGGUCGCGGCGGUCGUGGCGGCAUUGCUUCCGGACGUCGCGGACUGGGAGAGGACAGGCGGCGAGGCGGCUUUGGUGGUGGUGGUGGUGGUCGUGGCGGCGGCGGCGGCGGACCGCGUGGUGGUAUCCAAAAGUCGCCGCGCGGCCGGAGGUAG
Verticillium alfalfae VaMs.102 is the source of this 3210-nucleotide messenger RNA. Its product is annotated as 90S preribosome component RRP12. The transcript has 4 exons. Bases 1 to 3210 code for a protein of 1069 amino acids. The record is from RefSeq and is a predicted model, not a curated record. Lineage: Eukaryota; Fungi; Ascomycota; Sordariomycetes; Glomerellales; Plectosphaerellaceae.